CAUGGUAUUGAUUCGUAUUUGUAGAGAUUCAUUUUGAACUGUGGCUAUAUGAGCAUAAUUUAUAGUUUACAUAUCAAGACUAAUCCACACCGAGACCUUCUGCAACAAUCUUCUCCAUAAUUCUAAUUUUCUUUAGGGGGGUUCAAGACUGAGAUUUUGAAUUUACCUUAUAAAUCCCCCUUAAAUGAGUGAAACCAAAGCAGCAUCCUUCAGUUUACCUACCAUGACCAAAACUUCAUUCUUUUUGUUGGAUAAGGCUUCACUAAAACCUUGUCGCACCAUUUAUCUUAAGCACUUUAGUCACUUUACUAGUCGUCCACAUAAUAGCUAAAGGAAAUCAACAUGGCCCUCCUCUCUUCUCCUCGUCCUCUCCCAACCCACUUCUCUGCUUCUUCUCUACUUGUCCGGCGCCGCCCGAUCACCGCCUGCCAAGUCUGCACCCCCAAGCAACCCUUACACCACUCCACCCUCCUCAACGUCUCCGAGGCUUCUGCCGAAGAUGAGCUCUGGGCCGCCGCCUGUCUCCGUGUCCGCUCCUUCUCCAACUUGAAGCCGACCACGUUCGGUCUCCAAGAUCACCAAAGGUUCUUGGCGGAGCGAGAGUUCGAAGCUAUCAAGGAACGUGUUAGUGGGAAGAGGAAGGGCUUUGGGAGAGUUUCGUGUAUAAAUGCUACUGUCCCAUUGUCGCACUUGUUGAGCCUUUCGGUUUCAGCUGAUGACUUAUGUGCUUCGUGUAAGUUUACCACCAACGGACAAGAUCGAGUAGUGGUUGGGACGCUUGAUCUUAACCAGUGUGUAAGUCUUCCUGAUGAGAUAGCUGGAAGCAGACCAAAGGAGAUUGGAGCUGAUUUUGCAAGGGCAUACCUGAGCAAUGUAUGUGUUGCCAAGGAACUGCAUAGAACUGGUUUAGGUCAUGCUCUUGUUGCAAAGUCAAAGUUAGUUGCGCACGAUUGGGGCAUAAGUGAUCUGUAUGUUCAUGUUGCUGUUGACAAUGAACCAGCAAAACAGCUGUACACAAAGAGUGGUUUUGUUUAUGAAUGUGAUGAACCUGCAUGGCAGGCCAGGUUCCUGGACCGGCCAAGAAGGUUACUUUUGUGGUUUGGUAUCCCCGGCGUGCAACUAUGACUACAACAAGUAUCAUAUGAUUCUUUCUUCUUUUAUAUUCAUUGUUCUGACAAUGUACAAAACAUUUCACAAGUCUGAACAUGAUUGGUCGUUCUCUUUCUCUUUGAGAUGUAAUUCAUGUAAUCUAUUUCACAUAUUGGGUGCUCUUAUCCUCUCAAUUCCUAUGUGCUAGUUGUAACAAUGAAUAGUCGAUUUUAUUUGGGAACGCUUCUAAAACAGAACAAUACAUAUGUUAAUUGAAAAGUCAAUUUCGUAAUUAUUAAUAAACUAGACAUUUUCAUAC
This is a messenger RNA of Fragaria vesca subsp. vesca, 1408 nucleotides long. RefSeq lists its product as uncharacterized. The coding region runs from base 343 to 1125 and encodes 260 amino acids. Lineage: Eukaryota; Viridiplantae; Streptophyta; Magnoliopsida; Rosales; Rosaceae. Gene Ontology annotation, molecular function: acyltransferase activity, transferring groups other than amino-acyl groups. The record is from RefSeq and is a predicted model, not a curated record. Gene Ontology annotation, cellular component: chloroplast. The transcript has 5 exons.